UUACGAAAGCAUGGCUACUGAGGAGCUUCGCCUGGCCGACCACUUCCCGCUGGUACACAAGUCGUGCAAGAAGCCUGCCGCUAGUUUCUUCGAAUGCUUCUCCGAGAAAGCUGACCAGCCGCCAGAAGGGGAUGCGGCUGCCGCGAGAAAGGGCUUGGCCGCGUGCGCAGGCCUGAUGGCCGACUACGACAAGUGUAUGUCCAAGGUUCCCGCAAGGCCGCUCAUUCGGGUUCAAGAAGAGUACCGUCUUGCCCCAGGCGCCAAGCGGUAACGCAUCCGGAAGUUCUCGCUGUGUGUGCUGCACAGGAGAACGAUUUUUCAGCGUCGUCCCGUGUAUGCUUUCAGAAAUGACGGCUCCAAGCAUGCACGUGCCAAGGUGACAAGAAAACAACUCUCUUGAAGAUCCAGGGCUUUCCGGGCUCGGCUCCCCGAGCCACCCUUUGAAGAAAGCGUGUACAAAGUCCGCCUUCGUUCAUUGUAUGGAGUCAUUGCGCGUGUCUGUAUGCCGCGGUGGGGUUGCUCCCGUCCGUAGCCGCCCUUCUUACCGUAUGAGCGGUGUGACCCUGCUUGCGGGGGCUGACCUCCCACUUUUUUCGCCGGCAGAGUGAUGUGUGCGCCUUUGUGAGGGAUGGUGUGCACUUGUGGUUGUUUUGUCUUGGCGUAACUGCAGUUGUGCUUGUUUUGCCGGGAUGAGCUGAAGCCGUAGACCUCCGUACGUCCCUCUUUCUUCGGUGCUUGGGGGGGGGGGGGGGGGG
Messenger RNA from Ectocarpus siliculosus, 755 nucleotides. Lineage: Eukaryota; Phaeophyceae; Ectocarpales; Ectocarpaceae. The record is from the annotation of a GenBank genome assembly.